AUGGGGUCGAUGGUGUGGGAAAGGCUCUGGUUACGCCUCAAGCCCGUCGUGUGGCCGCGCUGGACAUGGAGAUACAUUCUUUGCUGCUCUGUCGCCACCUACGUUGCCUACUGCACUCUUUUCUCUGCCCCCGUCUUGUCGUCCCAGCUACCGCCAUACACCGGCCCAUACUCCGUGGGCGCAAUUGACGUGGAAGUCCCCGUCGAGACGCGAUCUAUCCACAAUGCAACGUUCAAAGACGGCGGCCAUCCGGCUUUCCAGUUGGAAACCGUCUUGUUCACUCUCUACUAUCCCUCCGACAAGGACGCCGUCUCUUCUAAGCCGCAGCAUUACUGGGUCCCGAAGCCGCUGAGGGUGACCGGCAAGGGAUAUGCUCGGGUCGCUCGCAUCAGCAACUUUGUGACUAAUGCAUUGUUCACCCUUGGGCUGUGGGCAUUGGUAGGGAGCACCAAAAUCCCCGCGCAGGUGGACGUCCCUCUCCAUCGUUCUCAAGUCGUGCUACAAUUGCCGGACUUCCAAGACUACCCAAUCACGCAUGAGAACGGGUUUCCCGUCAUGGUCUUCUCCCACGGCAUGGCCAGCUCCCGGACCGACUAUACUCAGUAUGUUGGGGAGUUGGCAAGCCGCGGAAUCGUUGUAGCUGCUAUCGAGCAUCGUGAUGGUAGCGGACCGGGUACUCUGAUCAUGAAGCAUGGCGCCAAAUCUCGGAUUUUACAUCAUUUCGAUCUUCGCCACUUGAAGAGUGACUCCCAACUGGACGGUGAUACCUUUAAACAGGCCCAGCUCGAUUUCCGGCAAGCUGAAGUCGAGGAAACUGUCCGAACGCUAGAGCACAUCAACAGGGGUGGAGGCGAUGAGGUUUUCGUGUCGAAUUCACGAUCCGAAGGCCAACAUCUGCAUCUCUGGGAAGGACAACUAGCUCUGAACAACACUACGAUGGGGGGGCACUCAUUUGGAGCCACUCUUGCACUCCAGACGUUGAAGCAAGGUCCAUCCAAACUUCUCCCAUUCCAAGGUGCCAUUGCCCUUGAUCCUGGGAAACAAAGCGGACGUCUCAACCACGAUGUCCAAGUGCCCACUCUAAUUCUCCAUUCGAAUUCAUGGUCGAAAAGCCAUUCUAUCUUCUUCGGUAGACCCCAUUUCGACGUCGUCAAGGAGGUUGUCCAGGGCGUUUUGAGGAGAGGAAAGGAUGCAUGGUUCCUUACGUCCUUGGGCACAUCUCAUCCAUCAGUCACAGACGCGCCUCUGAUAGAGCCGGGGCUGCUUCGGUGGACAACGGGGUCCACGAUCGAUGCACAUGAAGGCGUCAAUCAAUACGUCAAGGUCUCGGAGAGGUUCUUGAGGUACCAAAGCACAGGGACCAUAAGAGGGAUCUUGUCAGAAUGCGUCACGCAUCCAGAGUACGACAUUGAAGACAAGAGCAGGACAGACUCCGGGCCUUUGCCAAAGGAGUUCCAAAAAUACUGGCAGAUCCACGUCGCGCCAUGCGGUCCAGAGGAAGGAGAGAUAUGA
Molecule: messenger RNA, 1512 nt
Organism: Fonsecaea multimorphosa CBS 102226
Lineage: Eukaryota; Fungi; Ascomycota; Eurotiomycetes; Chaetothyriales; Herpotrichiellaceae
Exons: 6
Coding region: 1-1512 (503 amino acids)
Molecular function (GO): 1-alkyl-2-acetylglycerophosphocholine esterase activity
Source: RefSeq, a predicted model, not a curated record